This is a messenger RNA of Stegostoma tigrinum, 677 nucleotides long. Its product is annotated as CD276 antigen homolog. Gene Ontology annotation, cellular component: external side of plasma membrane. The record is from RefSeq and is a predicted model, not a curated record. Bases 81 to 677 code for a protein of 198 amino acids. NCBI's taxonomy places the organism in Eukaryota, Metazoa, Chordata, Chondrichthyes, Orectolobiformes, Stegostomatidae. The transcript has 4 exons. Gene Ontology annotation, biological process: immune response; cellular response to lipopolysaccharide; cell surface receptor signaling pathway.
CACAUUUCCCAGCGAACAGGGAACCCAGCGGGACAUUGCAUCAACGGCUCCGAUAAUGGACAGUCUGCGCUUCCUCUAACAUGGAGUUUUACAAAGUGUUUCUCAGCAGCUUCUCGGUCUCCUGUCGGUGUCUGGCCCUGAUCCUGAUCCCAGUCCGGGUCCCGGGAAAGGAGAUGCAGGGACAUUGCUCACAGAAACCGCUCCCCCUGCUGCUCCUGCUGAGUGCUGUUUCUGCUGUUUCAGGUGACUCGCCUGUCUCAGUUUCUGGGUUCCUUGGAGAGCAGGUUGUACUGCCCUGUAUCUACAAAGGGAAAAUCCCAGUCUCUGAUUUACUGGUCAUCUGGGGGAGACGCAAGACGGAAAUUGUACACAAGUUUGUCUAUGGAAACGAUAAUUUGAGAGAACAAGAUACACAGUUCAUAAACAGAACAAACCUGUUCAAAGAUCAGCUGGAAAAAGGCAACUGGUCAGUUCUGAUCUCUGACCUCAGGGAGACAGACCAGGAUGAGUAUCACUGUCAGAUUUUCUGCACGACUGUAGGUGUAUAUUGGGCGCAAACUGAAAUUGUUCAUCUCUCUGUAAAAGGAUCCUGUGAGAAUUGUCCCCACAGGGGGAUGAAAGCUGCUGGGAAUGAUCCUGCUCAGGGAAACUCUGGAAAACUUCCAUUCUACAGAUAA